Caenorhabditis remanei is the source of this 1053-nucleotide messenger RNA. RefSeq lists its product as uncharacterized. Gene Ontology annotation, molecular function: ATP binding; ribosomal protein S6 kinase activity. Lineage: Eukaryota; Metazoa; Nematoda; Chromadorea; Rhabditida; Rhabditidae. The transcript is spliced from 8 exons. The coding region runs from base 1 to 1053 and encodes 350 amino acids. Gene Ontology annotation, biological process: protein phosphorylation. The record is from RefSeq and is a predicted model, not a curated record.
AUGACUUCGGAGACGAACGAAUCGCUCCCCAAAGCAAAUGGAGCACUUCCAGUGGUAGAAGCAGAUGUUGUGAAGUGUGUGGAUGAUGUGAAAAUUCAAGAAAAUGAUGAGAAUCAACUUCCAGCAACAGCAAAAGUUGAACACUUCGACAUGCUGCAACACAUUGGAAGCGGAGCCUAUGGAGAAGUUGCCGCAGUGAAGAAGAAUGUCGGAAAGGACAUUGGCGUCGUCUACGCCAUGAAAGCUAUGGAUAAAAAGAGAAUGGGAAAACACAAGGAGAUGGUGGAUCACGAAUGGAAGAUCCUCACCACUGUUCGCCAUCCACUGAUGAUGAGAAUGAAGUACGCCUUCCAGACAUACCGCCACAUCGUCUUCAUUAUGCCUCUCGCUGGCGGAGGGGAUAUGUUGACUAUGAUGGAUAAAGGAUGUCUGUCGGAGAGUGAUGCUCAUUUCUAUUUGGUGGAGUUGGUGGAAGGAGUAGCAUAUCUCCAUUCAAAGAAUAUCCUCCAUCGGGACCUCAAACUGGAGAAUCUCCUGAUUGGCAACGAUGGGCACAUGCUCAUCACCGACUACGGUCUCUGUGCAACCCACUGCGACGCCCAAGACGCAAUUGAAGGCGUUAUUGGAACACGACACACAAUGGCUCCGGAAGUUCACCUGAAGAAGAAGUACGGCCCAGCGAGUGACUGGUGGGCCGUCGGGAUCACUUAUUGUGAUAUGCGAAGCGACAAGUCAGUCUUCGAGGGAGGAAACAGCCUCGAAUACUCGAACAGCACGGCGAAGAAACGCCCGAAGUUUCCUGCUUGCUUGUCGUGUCGAGAGCGAGAAUUCGUCACAAAAGUGGUUGUGAGGGAUCCAUGCAACCGUCUCGGAGGUGGAGACAACGGAACUGAAAACAUCAAGGCGCACAACAUCUUCAAGACUGUGUGCUGGCAAGAUGUCAUCGAAAAGAAGCUCACACCACCGUUUGUGCCGGACGAGGAGACUAUCAACACCUUCAAAUGCUUCCCGGACUCGGCAUUAGCUGCGAACAAGUUUCCGACGUUUGAGUAA